This is a messenger RNA of Pyrenophora tritici-repentis Pt-1C-BFP, 1082 nucleotides long. Its product is annotated as FabG, Dehydrogenase with different specificities (related to short-chain alcohol dehydrogenase). Gene Ontology annotation, molecular function: oxidoreductase activity. The record is from RefSeq and is a predicted model, not a curated record. NCBI's taxonomy places the organism in Eukaryota, Fungi, Ascomycota, Dothideomycetes, Pleosporales, Pleosporaceae.
GAGUGUUUGCACAUUCCCGCCUUCACUCAUCUUCACAUUGACAAUCAAAGUGCUAAUUUGAGAAACUUCGCGACCCAACCACAUUUCACUCUGCAUCAUGGCGGACCUCGAUCCAAGCACUUUGUUUGGUGUUAAAGGUUUAGUGGCAGUGAUUACUGGUGGAGGAACAGGCAUCGGUUUGAUGAUUGCUCAAGCACUUGAAGCUAAUGGCGCGGUUGUUUACAUUCUCGGGAGGCGACAAGAGGUCUUAGAGAAGGCGGCAAAGACGGCGAAACAUGGCAAUAUCCAUUAUUUCAAAGCCGACGUAACAUCCAAAUCCGAUCUCUUAGCAGCAGUAGACCAUAUCGCCUCCAAGUCCGGCUAUGUCAACCUCGUAGUUGCAAACUCCGGCAUUACCGGCCCAACACUUCGUACCCUGGACAAAAAUGCAUCUCUGACCGAAUUCAGAGACCACUUGUGGAACUGGGACAUGGAGGAGUUCAACCAGACAUUUGCGCUCAACACCACUGCUGCUUUCUUCACGGUCGUUGCAUUUCUUGAGCUGCUCGAUAAAGGAAACAAAGCUGGCAACCUGCAGCAGAAAAGCCAAGUCAUAUGCAUCGCCAGCGCUGGAGCCUUCAAUCGUGUACCCAUGGCGGGAUAUGCAUAUGCUGGUUCAAAGUCUGCGGCUGUACAUAUCAUGAAGCAGUUGGCAACAAAUCUGGUGCCCUACGACAUUCGCUCAAAUGUGAUUGCCCCUGGCUUAUUUCCAAGCGAGAUGACAGAAGGUAUACUGAAGCAGGAAACCUGGCCCAGAGACUUCAUCCCCGAGCAAAGAGCAGGCAACAUCAAGGACAUGGCUGGUGCAAUACUCUUCCUUACUAGCAGAGCUGGUAGUUACAUCAACGGAAAUGUGCUGCUUACAGAUGGAGGCCGGCUCAGUCUUUUGCCAGCGACGUAUUAGGGAAGUAUCAACCAUAGACAGCACACAUAGACAGAUAUCAGGCUUUUUAGCAGUGGGAUUGCGUUGCUUGAAGAUAGAAUUGGAGCAUAGUAUUAACCUCGAUCAGACGUUUUGCUACCACGACAACUGUAUCCUCCCU